Molecule: messenger RNA, 1238 nt
Organism: Macrosteles quadrilineatus (aster leafhopper)
Lineage: Eukaryota; Metazoa; Arthropoda; Insecta; Hemiptera; Cicadellidae
Product: sal-like protein 2
Exons: 2
Coding region: 167-598 (143 amino acids)
Source: RefSeq, a predicted model, not a curated record
ACAUUCUUCCGAAAAAAGAACAGAGCAAGGUCACUCGUCAAAUGUGAAGUAUUCAACAAAUAAAACCCAAUCUAAUUUAUGUCAGGCAGCUUCUGGAAGUAACACAAGCUUAAAAGAAAGUGAGGAAAUCAUUGUUACAAAGGAUAAUAGCUUGGCUGGAGUGAAGAUGGAUAUGGAUUAUAAAGUUACCAGAGGCAGAUGUUCAACUAAUCAAGACAUUCCACAAUAUUCUCAGCAGGGAUCUUCUGGGAUUUAUCCCAAUGCAGAAAAUAUUGGAGCAACCGAUGAACUAGAAAUGACUAAACUAGAAACUGACUCCCGCUAUGAAGAAGGCUCUACCUCAACCCCACCUCCCAGUAUGAUGGAGCCAAUAGUUGAGGUCAUAUCUCCUGAAGAAAUCAGCAAACAUAUUUGCGAGCAGUGCGGGAAACUCUACAAGCAGAAAGGAACGCUCGCAUUCCACCUUCGCUACGAAUGUGGGAAGGAACCACAGUUUUCGUGCGAUUUUUGUGACUACAAAGCAAAACGCAAAACUAGUCUAAAUUCUCAUGUGGCGUUUAAGCACAAAGACAUGAUAAAUUUGUACCUCGGUAAAUAAGUUUUUGCGUCAAUGUUUACUUGGUGUAUCCCCAUCAGCUGUUUGCUUUUACCCAUCAGCUGUUUAAUUGGAUAAAAAAUAUUCUCCUAACUUGAUCUCCGUAAAAAAAUUGGCUUUUACAGAUGUUUUGAUUUAAUUGUGUUGUAGAACUUGUGCAACACCUAGCUAGAAUAUGUUGUGUCUCUGUGGUUGAAUCAGUUUCAAAAUAUUGUUGUCGUAAUUUUUUUAGUUUGACAUCAGAUAAAGUACUGAGCCUAUCCCACCACUUAAUGUUAGUGUUUAGAGUUUAUGGAAGUUUAUCCAUGAAUGUAUUUUAGAGGUGUUAAUCAUGUCUCGAUGGAGUAUAUGUAGUCAAUUGUGUUAGGGACAGUUACAUGUUAUAAGUUGCAAGUCUCUUCGUAUUUUGUUAAAUUUUCUUUGUCUAUCAAUGUUAAAAGUACUUAAUUCGUUCAUACUUAUUUAUGAUCUUCUCUAGGAUUCACGCUAAAGAACCGUUGUAAGGAAGCUUCAUUGAUUUAAUUCUUUAGCAUAACACUAUUACUGUAUGUUGUAAAUGUGAUAAUACUAUCACUGAGAUAGAUUGUUAUUGUUAGAAUGCUGAUACCAAAGUUUCAUUAAAUGUGUCAUAUUCAUUUUUUUG